AUGUCAUCGUCCUCUCUAAAUUCUCCUAAACCAACAAUACCAGUUCUUCGUGGUUCAAAAUUUUCUCCAUCACUCGAAAAAUCUUCUCAUCAGCAUCAUCAUCGUACUACAUUUCAUUUAUCAAAUUUAUUUCAAUCGUUAACAAAAUUCAGUCGAAAUAUUCGAACAACGAAUUCUUUCGUACGUUCAACAUCAACAAAUUCCAAUGAUCCAAAUAUAAAAUUAACACGACGUUCAUUUACAAAACAUGAUUCAUUAUCAUCAUCAAUAAAUCGUCCAUCAUCUUGUUUUAUUCUUCUAUCACCAGCCAAACAAGAACAAGAAACAUGUUUAUUCUUUCAAAAACCAAUCGAUGAAAAUCUUUCACCAAAAUCAAAUUCCACGUCAUCCUUCAGUAAACUAAAACGUGUUUCAUCAUUUCUCUUACCAUUAAAACGUCGACAAUCAUUAUCAUUGAAUCAUAGUCUUCAUGAACGAUCAUUCAAAGCAAAAGAAUCAUCGAAACGUCGUUCGCGUCUUCUCAACUAUUCAAUAUUUAAACAUAAAAAUCCAAUUUCAACAAAUUAUAUUUUACCAUUAGGAACAUUUGGAUAUAGAAAACAUUCAAAUCCUAUUAGAUUACAGGAAAAAUAUUUUAUUAUUCUAUUUGACAUCAUUCAAAUAGAUCUUAUUUUAGAAAUAAGAUUAAAUAAUAUCUUAUUUAAUAAUUACGAAUCCAUACUAUAUAAUACUCCAGAUUGGGCAUUUAUUCAAUCAAUAAAAUCAUUUUAUGGAAUUCUUUUAGACGAACAAACAUUAACUUUAUUUCAGCCAAAAUUAUUUGAAAAUAAUCUUUACGAAAAAAUUAUCUCUUAUGAUUUUAUUUUUAUGCCAUUUCAUCAUAUUAAAUAUGAAGACAGUUCUUUUAUUCAUAUUGGUUAUGAUUCAUUAGCACCAACCACUAUACGAAUACCUUUAACAUGGAUAUCGAAUAAUAAUUUGUAUGAUUUUCAAAUAUCAUCAAAGUUCACAACAGUACGAUCUACAACUGAACAACAAAAUACAAGAUUCAUGAAUGAUCAUCAUCAACUAAUAGGUAACGCUUCAUUGAUUUCUGAAGCACUUCGACAUUAUCAACGAUUAGAAAAUGGAAAUAACGGAGAAACAAAUUUACCAAAACUAACUAGAAAAUCGGACAAACAUCGACGACCAUAUCAUAUAAGAGAAUGCAAAAUUCGACCGAUCAUCGUUCAACAAGCUGUCACACAUAAACUUAAACCAACAUCUCACCAUUUCGAUCCAAUUCAAUUACGUCGUAAGCAAUGUUCAUCAACAUUAAUCGAUGAAGAGAUUCCCAUAAUAUCGAAUCGUAAUCUUCAUUGUCUCGCAGCUUCUUCCUCCUCGUCAUCGUCCGGCUUUCGAAGUAAUUCUCGUUCAUCAAGUAUACAAACAUCAUCGUUAGCCGGCUGUAUAGCUAAUACAGAAAUCCCUAUGUAUGCUAAUGUUGUCACAAUUGAAUCAUCAAAAUUAGUGGAUAAUAUACUGGAUGUCAAUAAAACACCUAAGCUAUGGUAUAAUCAAAAUGAACUACAUCAGGAUGGCUGGUAUCCAUCAGCUGAUAUACGAUUAAAACAAUGUCAAGAUAACUUCAAGCGAGCUAAUGUUAUCAAAGAAAUCUAUAAAACAGAACAUGAUUAUUUAGGACAUUUAAAAAAUUUAGUUGAUGGUUAUUUAAAAAAAAUGCGUUUACGUAAAGAUCUAUUUUCGGAGAAACAAAUUGAACUAUUAUUGGGAAAUAUUGAAGAAAUUUAUCAUUUUCAACAAGCAUUUUUCCAAUUAUUAAAGCUAUCGAUCAAUGAACAAAAUCCACAUGAAAGUCUUAUCGGAAAAUGCUUUCUUUUAUAUAAAGAAGACUUUAAAAAAUAUUCAGAUUAUUGUAUUAAUCAUCCAUUAUCAUGUUUAGAAUUAACUAAACUUGAAAAUAAUUUUAUUUAUCAAAAUUUUUUUGAAACAUGUCGUUUACAAGCAAACAUGAUUGAAUUAAAAUUAGAUGGCUUUCUUUUAUCACCCAUUCAACGUAUUUGUCAAUAUCCAUUACAAUUGAAUGAACUAUUAAAAUAUACAAAGAGUGAUCAUAGAGAUUAUGAAAAUAUUCAACAAGCAGUUAUUACAAUGCGUGAUGUCGCUAGUUUUAUUAAUGAAAGAAAACGACGAAUGGAAUAUGUUGAAAUUAUUCAUAAAUGGCAAUCGACUGUUGAAAAUUGGCAGGGAAAAAAUUUGAUAGAAACAAGUACACAAGGUCUUGGCCGAGCUGAUGCUUAUUUAUAUCAGAAUGGCAAAAAAGAACAAGUGACUUUAUUUCUGUUUGAUCAUGUACUUAUUAUUUGUAGAAAAGACCGACGAAAUUGUUUAAUUUAUUUUGGACGUGCUGAUUUAGAUAAUUCAGAAUUUGAGGAUCUUAUUGAUGGCAAAGUAUCACGCUUAGAUGAAGAAAACAUUGUGCACUUAUUAUUUGCUUGGCGUUUAUUUGAUAGUGUACAGAAUAAAAGUUAUUUAUUUUCACAUCGUACACCAUUAGAUAAAAUGCAAAUGAUCGAUGCGUUAGAAUACGAACGUGCCUAUGUAGAAGAAAAUCUAUCGAAAGGUUUAGAAAUUCCACUUUACACACGAUUAGCAACACUGAAAACGCAACAAUAUCUUGCUGAUCAACCAACACCACUGUCACGAUCAACGACAGCAACUUCGUUUCCUUUAAUAACAAAACCAAAUCGUUCAAUAUCAGCUAUACUUCGAACGAGUAAUUCACAAUGUAAUAAUCAAUCCAUAAUGUCAGCAACGACGAGUACAGCUAUUGAUCAUCCUCUAGUGUCACAACGUCGUUUUGCUCCAUCACGUAAAUCCUCAUUACCAAGAUUUGUACGAAGUUCAUCUCGAGAUUCAUCAGCUGACGAUAGUUUGCGUCCAACCAAAUCACGGUUUCGUUUUUGGUCAUAA
Messenger RNA from Rotaria socialis, 2973 nucleotides. NCBI's taxonomy places the organism in Eukaryota, Metazoa, Rotifera, Eurotatoria, Philodinida, Philodinidae. The record is from the annotation of a GenBank genome assembly.